Penicillium cosmopolitanum is the source of this 1431-nucleotide messenger RNA. RefSeq names its product M20 family dipeptidase. The transcript has 5 exons. The coding region runs from base 1 to 1431 and encodes 476 amino acids. Gene Ontology annotation, molecular function: metallodipeptidase activity. Gene Ontology annotation, biological process: proteolysis. The record is from RefSeq and is a predicted model, not a curated record. NCBI's taxonomy places the organism in Eukaryota, Fungi, Ascomycota, Eurotiomycetes, Eurotiales, Aspergillaceae.
AUGGCGCCUUCACUGGAACCUUUCUUCAAGCAGGUCGACGACUCGUCGGAGAACUUCAUUGAUCGUCUACGCAAGGCGGUCGCGAUUCCCUCCAUCUCAGCGCAAGAUGAGAACCGCCCUGAUGUGGUCAGAAUGGCCCAGUUCCUGACCGAUGAACUCACUGCUCUCGGAGCCGAGGUUGAGCAAAGACCUCUGGGCAAGCAGCCCGGCAAGGAGCACCUCGAGCUGCCUCCUGUUGUCGUUGCCCGUUACGGAAACGAUCCCAACAAGCGGACCAUCCUGGUCUAUGGUCACUACGAUGUGCAGCCGGCUCUGAAGGAGGAUGGCUGGGCCACCGAGCCUUUCGAGCUGACCAUUGAUGAUAAGGAUCGCAUGUAUGGACGUGGUUCCACUGAUGACAAGGGUCCCGUUCUCGGCUGGCUCAACGUUAUCGAAGCUCACAAGAAGGCCGGCGUUGAUUUCCCCGUUAACCUGCUCUGCUGCUUCGAGGGAAUGGAGGAGUACGGCUCCGAGGGUCUGGACGAUUUCAUCCAGGCUGAGAGCAAGAAGUACUUCAAGGAUGCCGAUGCUGUCUGCAUUUCUGAUAACUACUGGCUCGGCACUGAGAAGCCUUGCCUGACUUACGGUCUUCGCGGCUGCAACUACUACUCCAUCAGCAUCUCGGGCCCUGCCCAAGAUCUCCACAGUGGUGUCUUCGGUGGAUCUGCCCACGAGCCCAUGACUGACCUUGUGAAUGUUCUGUCCAAGCUGGUUGAUGCUCAGGGUAACAUUCUCAUCCCCGGCAUUGCGGAGCUUGUCGCCCCCGUCACUGAGGAGGAGAAGUCUCUUUAUCCCGACAUCAGCUACACCAUGGAUAACCUUCACGAAUCUCUGGGUGCCGAGACCGGUAUCCACGCAACAAAGGAGCGCACCCUCAUGGCCCGUUGGAGGUUCCCUUCCCUGUCCAUCCACGGUGUCGAGGGUGCUUACUCUGCCCCCGGUGCCAAGACCGUCAUCCCAGCCAAGGUUAUUGGCAAGUUCUCCAUCCGAACUGUGCCUAACAUGGAGAGCGCCGAUGUGAACAAGCUGGUCUUCGACUACAUCAAGGCUGAAUUCGCCAAACUUAACAGCAAGAACACUCUCGAUGUUUGGCUGCAGCACGACGGCAAGUGGUGGGUUGCCAGCCCUAAGCACGGCAACUUCAGCGCUGCCAGCAAGGCUGUGAAGCAAGUCUUUGGCGUCGACCCCGAUAUGACCCGCGAGGGUGGAAGUAUUCCCGUGACUUUGACCUUCGAGCAAGCCACCGGAAAGAAUGUUCUCCUUCUUCCCAUGGGCAGCUCCACCGACGCUGCUCACUCCGUCAACGAGAAGCUUGACCGCAGGAACUACAUUGAGGGAACCAAGCUGCUCGGCGCUUAUCUGCACUACGUCGCCGAGGAGCCCACCCUAUAA